Messenger RNA from Syngnathoides biaculeatus (alligator pipefish), 854 nucleotides. RefSeq names its product MYC binding protein (gene mycbp). Gene Ontology annotation, molecular function: transcription coactivator activity. Gene Ontology annotation, biological process: regulation of DNA-templated transcription. The record is from RefSeq and is a predicted model, not a curated record. Gene Ontology annotation, cellular component: nucleus. NCBI's taxonomy places the organism in Eukaryota, Metazoa, Chordata, Actinopteri, Syngnathiformes, Syngnathidae. The transcript is spliced from 5 exons. The coding region runs from base 145 to 456 and encodes 103 amino acids.
UUUCCGGUCAGAUCCGGAACUCUUCGUCGCUGACUCCAAACUAGCGUCACAUCACAGCGGGGGGUUUCGUUUCCAAGUGGGGAGUAAAAAAAACAAAACAAAACAUCGUAUUUGUGUUCAGAAAGUUCAACAAUAAGGGACAACAUGUCGAAUUAUAAGGCUCCAGACCACAAGAGAGAGCAGUUUCGGAGAUACUUGGAGAAAGUUGGUGUUGUUGAUAGUCUCACCAGUGUGUUAGUGGCAUUGUAUGAACAACCAGAAAAGCCGACCAACGCUCUGGAAUUUGUUAAGCAGCACCUCGGCACGCCUGGCCUCACUGCGGCUGACACGGAGGCUCUGCAGCAGGAAGUGGUGGAUCUGAGGCAGAGGUGUGCCCGUCUGGAGGAGGAGAACUUAGACCUCAAAGCCAGGCUGCAACGUCACGAGCCGCCUGAUGAGGGCGCUGUUGUGGAAUAGACUCCAGCUUCAACUCCACUUUUUGAUGUUUCUUCAGAGGUCAUUCAGUAUUCUUUUUUUUUUUUUUUGACUGAUUUCUAUUUUUGACAGACAAACAUCACGACUUGUAGUUUGAUGAUCAUAAUUGCAGAGGUCUGUUGACAUGCUUCGGUGUAUGUUCAGGUCACAUUCACAUCAAUAUUACAGCUUUAAACUUUUUUUUUAACUUUAAACUGUUACUGGUUGUCAAUUACAAAGCAGAACACUGCAGAUAAAGAGCCAUUUUAAUAUAUGAUCACAAUCCUUGUAUUACUAUUCAGUAAGUCUUGUACAUUUUGUUGUUAGAUUUGACAAAGGUAGAGAUUCAGUUUCUUCACAUUUCUGAGUAUCUGAAUGAUUAAAAUGUUUUGCACAUGCUA